Labeo rohita (rohu) is the source of this 3705-nucleotide messenger RNA. RefSeq names its product Mdm1 nuclear protein (gene saxo6). The record is from RefSeq and is a predicted model, not a curated record. Gene Ontology annotation, biological process: negative regulation of centriole replication. NCBI's taxonomy places the organism in Eukaryota, Metazoa, Chordata, Actinopteri, Cypriniformes, Cyprinidae. Gene Ontology annotation, molecular function: microtubule binding.
CCGCACAUUUUCGAGGAAAGGUGCUGCCAUCCUUGUACUGAACAUUAUUUGUAAAUAUGAUUAAUGGCGUAUCAGUCGAAUUAUAAUGUACCUAAGGCCAGGUUUAGACAUUAAUAAGCUAUUGUUUAGCUAUUCAUAACGCUACUUUUAAUUUAAAGUUACUAGCUAAUGUUAGUCAAACUGCACAUUUUAGUAAGCAGUAACGUUAGUGACAGCGAAAUUAUAAUGUACUUAUAAUUAUAAUUGUGUUUAUGCUUUUCUAAACUGUUUACAAACAUCUGCUGUUAAACAACAAACAGUAUCAGCUACAAGUAAACAAACAUAAUUAAACAAACAGAUGUGAUAAAUAAUUGUAAUACAUUAGUAGACUAAGUGCGGCUUUAAUUACACGUUUAUUGCACAAAACAUGACUGUGACCAUAAACUGAUGCAAUACAGAUCAAUUUUACAUGAGAAACCGAAAAGCUGAGGAACAUAGCUUUGUUAUUAGUAGAGGCUGAUAUAAUAUUUAAAUCAUUUUCCAUUUAUUCCAAGAUGACAGAGAAGUUAGGUUUACUAUCUACUAUCUACAUAGAACUUAACAGUUAAAAUAAAUAGAUAUCUUUUGUGGAAACUGAAGCAAAAUACCCAAAUAUAAUGCUUGCCAGAUGGACAGGCAGGAUGUUGCAUUUGACAAAAGCAACAAUAUCACUUAAAAGGAUACUUCUUUUUUUGUGAGAAAUAAUGUUUGCUGUAAAGACCAAUUUAAUUGAUCAGAAACGGUUCCACAUAGAAAAUCAAAACUAACUAGUGAGAGCCUCGUAAUAAACCACUAAUUACACCACUACACAAACACUAGUGCAUUAAAGCGUCAUAACAAAUCGGCUUACAGCCGUGCGCAUGCGCGUAUCGUGGGACGCUGCACCCCUCACCAAGUAGUCACCACUGGCUCAGACUCAGAAUGCCUGUCCGUUUUAAGGGAAUCAGCGAGUAUCGAAGUAAAUAUAAGGGUCGAGCAACACGAUCCAGAAGCGAUUCUCCACAUCGCAGGAUGCGACUGGCAGGACUGCGCUCUGACCAGUCAAGAAUUACUCAGGAACCCCAAUUCAUAUCCAAAAGGAAAGUGCCAUUUUAUCCACCACAGAUAACCGGUUCUUUCCAAUGGGACAGGCAUGAUCCGCCUCCACAGCAUCAGAAGAGCAGGCCUGUCACACGUCCAGCUGUCACACCUGUGCUCAGAGUCCCUAGUGCAGAAAGAGUAGCAACCCCUCUUGCCCCAAGAGACCCUGUGCCACCAGAGGGCACUACUGCACUGUCCCAACAACUACAAGCAGAGGCGCAAGCAGCUCAGACAUCCACCACUGCUGCAAACCAGAGGCAACAGAAACUAAAUGGAAUUAACCAUGUGCUACGGAAAAAAGCAGGACUGAGAUCGGAGCGACAGAGAAAUGGCCGUUUGAGCUCUGAGUACCAGAGACAGUUCAUGUGGAAAACGCCUGUGGCCGAUUCGCCCCUGCUAGCUGCACAUGAGAUGUUGUACAGUAACAACAAAGUCAUUCCACCCUUCAAAUCAAACCCGGUAAUUAUGGAGAGUGAGUAUAAGAGAAGUUUCAAAGGAUCACCUCCUCCCAGACCGCCACGCCUGAGGCGAGAUGUUGAACAAUACGAAAUCCCACAGCUCGAUGCCGAGAACACAACUCCAGAGAAGAGUAAGGGGAACAUAAAGAAGAAGAAGAAGAAGAAGGAGGAGGGACAACAUAGCAGAAAAUCAAGCCCCGAAGAGGAAGUCACCCACCGACAGCAACAGGAAGUGAGGUCACCCUGCGCCUUGAAAAACCCUUCACCCAAUGUUAUGAGGAAAGUAAAAACUGAGUACAGAUCCAACUUUCGUUCUCCCCUUCAGUAUAGUUACAGAGAUGGAGCAUGGGUGAAGAUCAAAACUGCAAAGGAGGAGGAGUGUGAAGGUUUUCACGAGUGGUAUCAUGAGGUGCAGGAGCUACGUGAAAAAGCUGAGGCCUAUAGGAAACGAGCCUGGGGAACUCAUUUUUCUCGGGAGCACGUGAAUCAAAUCAUGUCGGAGCACAACUGGAUGUGGGAGCCUUCCAGUGGCACCUCUUCCUCGUCCUCUAUUGAAUCUGAAGACUGCAGAAGCUGCAGUAGCAGCCCUAUCAUUGAGGCUUUGGACCUGGCCAGGGAUUGCAGUGUCAGAGGAAGCUUUAGCCCUGGGCCUUCUGCUUCUGUGGCAGCCAGCAGGAGAAGCUCUCCAGGAGAGCCUGGUCUUCAUGAAGACCCUACCCUCCCUGUGCAGAGGAAGUUGGCCUGGGAUGGAGAGAGAGACGAGUCGGAGAUUUCACAGGAGGAGCUAACAGUUGAAAAAAAUGAGGGGAAUCCAACAAAUGAGCAUGCGAGCAUAAAGGAGAGAAAUGAAAGGUUGCAAGUGUUGGAAACUGAGUCAUCGUCAGUGGUGGACAGUUGUGGUGGUUCCAUUGACAGGGGCAGAUUGCCCCCCAAACUCAGGACCAUGCAGACUAUACAAAGAACACAUCAUGAUCGAACCACACCAGCCACUGGAGGAGCUUUGUUGGUCUCUCCUCCGAAGAUCACACAAUCCUCCAGAGGAGUAAGAAGGAGUGAGCCACCUUUAGGAAAACCUCACUCUCCUUACAAACAUACCACAGAUGUUUCUCCACAGAGGCCACACAGUAAGGCUGAGAGUGGAAGCUUGCCACGUUCCUCGCCGGCUGCUGGCCUGACCACCGUAGAUCCAAUUCCCAUGCGUGAAGAUGCCUGGUCUGAGGAGGAGGAAGCAGCAGACUAUUCCGCCAGUCCAAAACAACACAAGCCAUUGCAAAAACAACAAACCAGCCACCGUUACAAAGCUGCAGUCCCUCCACCUGCCAACAGAAUCCAGGGCACAAUGAGAAACCCGGAAUUUCAGCAUAAUGGUAACCUGGGAAUUUUUCGGCCAGAGCUGUUUGUAUUUCCUGAAGCUGAAUCUUCCUGUGUAUCAGAUGAUGAUAGGAUGUCUCAGAUCUCAUCUAGAUCUGCAGCCUCUUGUUCCGUGGCCUCUGAACUCUUGGGUCGCGCUCAGAGAAGGAAAGAGGAAUUCUGGGGAAAGAGCUAAUGUGUCAACGCCCAUUAUUCGGUUGUGCAUAAACUGAAAAACGGGCAUUAACUUCUCAGGAUGUGAACAUGUACAUUUCUUCCAUUUUUUAAAUCUUUCACAGAAUUGUUUUUGUGUGAUUUUUACAUUUUUGGAUAGUCUGGUAUUUAAAAUUAAAAGAGAUUUGUAAUUAUUUUAUUAACUUUAAUUUUAAUAUGACUAGACCAAUAUUGUGCGUUCAGUACAAAUGAUUUUGCUAAUAAACACUAUAACUCAGUCUGCAAAAAAUAAAAUUACAUUUUUGUACAACAGAAAGACAUGUACUUUUUCUCUUUGAUACAUAUCUGAUAAAAUUAAUAUUUAAUAGCUCUAGGUGAGCAAUUAAACACAGUAAAUCCACAAUAGCAUUACAUUCCGACUCAUCUACUACAUCAGCAAUCACACAAAGUGAGAAAAUUGUGUAACGUGAAAAAAAAAUACAAGUUCUCAAAAUCAAUUAGCAAUUUCAUUGCUAGCCAUGACUUGUACUUACAUAUUUUUGACAUGACGUACCAUAGUUGUUUCAUAACAGUAGUUCCUACAAAAACAUGCCUACAGCAUGACCCGUUUAGUCUGAUUCAUGAA